CCCCCCCCCCCCCCCCCCCCCCGCAAAACCCUCACUCCCGUCCUAAAACCCCUCGUCACAAACUCUCUUUCUCGGAGAACCAUAGCCAAAAACCAUGAGCUCCUUCACCAGCACUAAUUUCGACAACCUUGUCCUCCAAACCCUGAUGGGUCGCCUCCAAAUCGGCCCUUCGAACAACCAGUUCAAGUUCAACUCCCACUCCCUCGAGGACCUCCUCUUUGAUGCCGCUAAUCUCUGCGAAGAUAACAACUUUAACGACGAAAAGAGUAGGUUUUUGGCUGAGCUCGCCGAAGAAGAAACCAAAGUCGAAAUGGAAGUCAUCCGGAUCAUCCACAGCGGCAUGACAGAUACCCUCAGACCCAAUUCCGGCCAGGCCAUCACCGUCGGCGAACACAACAUUUGCGUCGGGUUUCAAGACGAGCCGGAUUCGGAUUACCGGGUAUGGGAGUGGCAUGGGCACGUAAUGAUUUUUAGCGACGAGCACGGGUACUCACCCGAGUAUAUAUAUGGUAAUUACUUUGAGAGGCUGUUGGCUAAGCCGCGUGGCAGGGAGAAGCAGAAGAAGGAGGAGAAGGAAGAGAAGGUGGGGAACUUGGGUCUGAGGGAGUUGAUUGAUGGUGGAGACGCCGAUGGUGCUCGGAUUCUUCAUCGGAGCAUGAGUAAUGGUUCUCCAAGAUUUAAAUGAGAAACCCUUUUUCAUGGUUAUUGUUCUUUUCGCAUUUCGUUUCGAAGUUGUUAAUUGCUUAUCGGAUUUAUGGGUCUAGCUGUAUUUAGAAUAAUCAUAUUCCCAUGAUUUUGUUUUUCAUUGGUUUAGUGAUGUUGUUGUGGGAUUUAUGAGUUAAUUUGUUAUUAUAUCUACAACUGGGAUUUAGGCUUUUUGGAGUUAAAAUUAGAUAUUGUGUUUUGACUGAAUAA
Carya illinoinensis is the source of this 915-nucleotide messenger RNA. RefSeq lists its product as uncharacterized. The transcript has a single exon. NCBI's taxonomy places the organism in Eukaryota, Viridiplantae, Streptophyta, Magnoliopsida, Fagales, Juglandaceae. The coding region runs from base 95 to 685 and encodes 196 amino acids. The record is from RefSeq and is a predicted model, not a curated record.